Messenger RNA from Trichobilharzia szidati, 1368 nucleotides. The record is from the annotation of a GenBank genome assembly. NCBI's taxonomy places the organism in Eukaryota, Metazoa, Platyhelminthes, Trematoda, Strigeidida, Schistosomatidae.
AUGCAAAAAAAUUCUCCGUUUUAUCAUGUAUUGAAUACAGUGGUUGUGAAUAAUGCAACUGCGUCGGCAGCAGCAACAACAGCAUCUAAUAACGGUAAUAUUGCUGGUCCCAGUGAUCGCCGUCAUUAUCAUCAUCGUGAUACGAAUGAUAAAAUGUUAAAAUAUACUAAAGAGAAUCAUCAACCAGAAGAAGAAGUUAAACAAUCUGAUGAGUAUUCCAGUCUACCAGAUAAUUUAAAAAUGAUAAUUAGUAAAACUUGGGCAUCAUGUAGUGAUGAGGAUACAGAGAAUAUUCCACCACCGGUGAUGAAGCCAAUAUCAGAUAAUACGCAUAAGACGCAUAUGCAGCCCAAUACUAUAACGUCUGCUGCGAAUACACCGAUUGUUUGCACUUGCCAACCGAAUAAAGAUAUCCUUACGACAGCAACACAAUUACCAACAAUUUCUACGACUAGUCCAGAUUCUGGUUUGGGUUAUGAACAUCAUUUGGUUCCUCGUGAUCGAGUAGUUCCCCGUGAAACAGUUAGACAACCGUUCAUGCUGAGACAACACAACCACCACCAACAACAACAACCACAACCUUGCAUUCAAGCAUCAGUUAUACCGAAACCAAGACCUUUAGUACGACAGAAAGAGGAUAUUGAUGCAAAUUUAUUCUUAUUUUUUCCACCAACAUUAUUAACAUCGUCAACAUCAUCAACAACGUUGAAAAGUGUCAACGGUACUGGAGACAGUAUUAACAUUCAUAAUAAUAAUAAUCAGGUGAUUCCAACAAUAUCAUCACAACAGAUGACUUCAUCAGCCUUCAGCAGUACAUCGACAGCAACAAUAAACACGAGUAUAUCAAAUGCUAAUUAUCAUCAUCAUAAUAAUAGUAAUAAUGAUAAUAUUAAAUCAACUCAAGCACCUGUGCGUCAUCCAUUCAAACGUAAACAAGAUGCUAUUUAUAAUGCCCGGUAUAAAACACAACCAUGUGUACACUAUCAAAAGUAUAAACAUUGUCCAUUGGGGGAUAAUUGUCAUUUUGCACAUGGUCCAGAAGACUUGAAACAUCCACAAUCUCAUCCAAAAUAUCGUACAAGAAUUUGUACAAAUUACUCUGAGACUGGUGAUUGUCCAUUUGGAAAUAAUUGUUACUUUUUACACAAGUUACCAACAGUCACACCGUUAUAUCACCAUCAAUUGCAGAUUAGUAAUAAUAAUAAUAAUCAUGAUCCUGUGAAUACAACAAUCAAUCAUUGGAAUGGACAAUCGUUCACUGGGCAGCAGCAGAUGAUUAUGGCAAAUAUCCAUAACAAUGUGAAUGGUAGCCGUGCAAUUAUUGAUUCUGUAUUACUUCGCCCAUAUUUAAGGCAAGUUGCUAUUUGA